AAAGUCUGGUUCAUUCCCUUGUAGAAUCCCGUUCGGCAAACAACUCUUUCUAGAGUUUCAAAAUUUUCAAAAUUUCCAAAAAUUUUCACAAAUUUCCAAAAUACUUGCCUAAAAAAGCCAUCGAACAUGUCGUGUAACAGAUCUUUUGGACCUGGACCUGGAGCCUACAAUCUGCCCAGCACCUUUGGCUUUAAGAACUGUGACAAGCGGAUGCAGCGAAGUCCCCAGUUCUCAUUCGGCAGAUCGUCGAGGGCGUGCAAUAGUCCCCGGAAACUGGAAGGACCAGGACCAGCGGCCUAUCACCUGGGCAAGGUAACGCGAUAUGGACGUCCUGCGGCCGAAGAGUACACUGUUUAUCGUCGUCGCUAGUGGGUUAAGGAAUGUGUUUAAAAUAUAAGUGGCUUGGAUAGGAUAUAUAUAACUGACUGUGGUCAAGA
This is a messenger RNA of Drosophila erecta, 437 nucleotides long. Its product is annotated as outer dense fiber protein 3-like protein 2. The coding region runs from base 127 to 369 and encodes 80 amino acids. Lineage: Eukaryota; Metazoa; Arthropoda; Insecta; Diptera; Drosophilidae. The transcript has 2 exons. The record is from RefSeq and is a predicted model, not a curated record.